AUGAAUGCAGCGGAUGCCGAAAAAGGAAAAGUUGGCUUAGCUUUAAGGGUUUUUUCGCCUAGUCACACAACUGAUAUUCCAAGUACCAUUGCAUCAGCUGGUGGUAUCAUGGGAGCCAUUCUUGCGUGGUUAUUUGGAUCCAGCAGUUUAGAUUCAUGGGGUAUUGCAAGAAGAAUUGCAGUAAUCCGUAAUGGUAUUUGGGUGAUAAUUUUAAUGAUUUUAGAUGUAAGAUGA
Molecule: messenger RNA, 234 nt
Organism: Entrophospora sp. SA101
Lineage: Eukaryota; Fungi; Glomeromycota; Glomeromycetes; Entrophosporales; Entrophosporaceae
Source: the annotation of a GenBank genome assembly